AAGACUUCCUUAUCUUUAUGAACAAGAUAACUUUUUCACUAUAUAACAAACGAAAAAAACCCAGAAAACCUAAUGGAUCAAGCUGAAACGGCAAAGAUCGAUCCUUCAGACCUUGAGCAGGAUGUGAGAGAUGUAUCGAACUGGAAGGGACUUGAAACGUCCGAAGAUGAAACUAACGGGGAGGAAACCGAAAAGUCGAUAUUGUCUUUGUCGGAAGCUGCCAAAAAGAUCGAUCCCUCACCUCUUGCGUCUUUUCUCAAAGAAGUAUUGGACGAGGAUUGGUAUCAACCUGCGAAGCAGAUGAUAAAAUUAAUCCAUUACUAUGGAAUUCAACUUUCCCUAGUACCCUCCUUUCAAUGGGUCAAGAUGUUCGAGGAGUAUCCUUUAUCCAAGCUGAUUCAUGUUCCGUUAUCUCUUAUUCCUAUGCCUGUCUACGAAAAAUCAAUCGAUUUCAUCAACACGCUUCCAUUCCAUAUACUACCCGCCGCUGUAUUAUGGGCCUCUGAUCUCAUUCUCACUGAAUGGCCAGGAGUUGUCAAAAUUGAACAACUUAAUUCUGACGAAUCAAAGGUGGCAGCAUUUGUUGUAUUAGCUAUGGUGUUGCGUACUAAACCUGAUGCCUUGACUGAUGUUUUGCCAAAUCUGAGGGAGACCCCUACAUAUCAAGGUCACGACAAGCUUCCGGUUAUAAUUUGGAUGAUUGCUCAGGCCUCCCAAGGUGAUUUAUCUGCUGGCUUGUAUUCAUGGGUGCGUAACUUGCUGCCACUAGUCUCUAAUAACAAGUGCUACAGCUCUCAGUCAAUUCAUCUCAUCCUGCAAUCUGUUGAGAUGAUUUUGUCCUCCAAUCCGAAGGCUCGGGUUCUACUCCUCCUAAACAAAAAUGUUAGGAAUGGAGAGGUGCUGAUUCCACCUCCUUCGUUUGAGACGUUGGUGCGGCUUACAUUCCCUCCUCCAUCCGCUAGAGUAGAGGGGGCAACAGAGAGGUUUGAGGCAAUUUAUCCCUUGUUGAAGGAAGUAGCCCUUGCACCAGGAAGUUGCGCACUGCAACAUAAUAUAUUCACUUUUUCCUUGAAAUUAGCUGGUGGACAAGGAAAUCCUGCUCUAGCCAAUGAAGCUACAGCUAUCGCCAUCAGUGUUUUGACACAAAACGUUGACUGCUUUACGCAAUGGGAGAUUCUCUACAAGGAGAAUCUUGAAGCUAGCGUUCUUCUUCUUAAAAAGCUUGUAGACGAAUGGAAGGAUCAUUGCCUCAAACUAUCACCAUGCUCGGAUGAUGCUCGCACUGUCAAGCAUGCUAUGUAUAGCUUCAGGAUGGAGAACGAAAAAGCCAUCACUGAAGGAGUAGUCAAUCUCUCUCUUUACAAAGAAGCUGACAAGUCGUGCAAACUGAUCUUGAGGAGACUACUCUCCCGUGGAAGUGGCGGCCUCGGAAUAGGAUCCUUAACCGCUAUGUUUAUAGCCGCUGCAGGAGGCAUUGUUGGAGCCGCACUUACUCUGUAUAUAUCUUGCAAGUAGCAUAUAAUGAAUGGGUUCUCGCUGAUGUUGAGGAGUGUGGUGUAUACAAGUCCUCUCUUAAAAGAGACUUAUCAGAAUAUUUAACGACUUGUUUGAUCUAAAUGUAUUAUUACUUUUUAAAGCUAUUGUGUUUUUUUUUU
Raphanus sativus (radish) is the source of this 1655-nucleotide messenger RNA. RefSeq lists its product as uncharacterized. Lineage: Eukaryota; Viridiplantae; Streptophyta; Magnoliopsida; Brassicales; Brassicaceae. The coding region runs from base 73 to 1515 and encodes 480 amino acids. The transcript has 9 exons. Gene Ontology annotation, cellular component: endoplasmic reticulum; Golgi apparatus. The record is from RefSeq and is a predicted model, not a curated record.